Molecule: messenger RNA, 3281 nt
Organism: Coffea eugenioides
Lineage: Eukaryota; Viridiplantae; Streptophyta; Magnoliopsida; Gentianales; Rubiaceae
Product: lupeol synthase-like
Exons: 19
Coding region: 824-3097 (757 amino acids)
Biological process (GO): triterpenoid biosynthetic process
Cellular component (GO): lipid droplet
Molecular function (GO): intramolecular transferase activity
Source: RefSeq, a predicted model, not a curated record
UGCAUGAUAUUGGGGCAGCUUGGCGACACGUUGAUGCAGACAAGGCUUGGUCUCUUGCCAUGCGGGCUCCGGUUCUGCUUGGUCUUUUGGAAGUUAAUAAUUUCUGCUGGUUAGUGGGCGGUGGGCGGUCAGUAGUUUUCUUUCUUCUCUUUUAGCUAUCUUCUUCUUCUUAGUUUUCUUUGGCAGCUUCAGAAAGGACUUGAAAAAUUUUCUUUUGCUUUUGAAGUGAUUCACUGUUUAGUUGGCUUUGCUGGAACCUUUCUUCUCUUUUAGCUUUCUUCUUCUUUUUAGUUUUCGUUGGUAGCUUCAGAAAUGACUUGAAAAGUUUUCUUUUACUUUUCAAGUAAUUCGCUGUUUAAUUAGCUUUCUUGGAAAUUCGCUUCUGUCGGUGUGGUCCUCUUGUAUAAUUCACUUCAGACGUGUGUUUGGUUUCCCAAUCUCUUGUAUAAUUGUAGUUGCUUUGGCUGCAUUGGUGAGUAGGCGGUGGAUAGUGUCCGCAGCAGUCUCUGGUUUUGCAGGGUGAUGUCUUUACUUUCUCACCUAAUUGAUCUUCUGAGCAAGCUGUGUUUGGUGGGCCAGUUAUACUGUGAUUUUUGUGAACUUGAGGGGUGUUUUGGUCUUUUGGCAUUGGACGGCAAUGGUUUGAUGGAAAUUCACUUCUGUCCGCGUGGGCCUCUUGGAUGGGAACAUUUUGGCGGUCAGCAAUUUCCUCUCAUUCUGUUCUUGGUUCUGUGCUGAAUCCAGUGCGCACCGCUUCAGAGUUUUGGGAGCUGUUACUUUUUCUUUUCUUCGCCUUCUUUACCAGCCUUUUUUUGCAUCCACUAUGUGGAAGUUGAGAAUUGCUGAAGGCAGCGGCCCAUGGCUGACCACAACCAACGGCCAUGUGGGACGGCAGCACUGGGAAUUUGACCCAGAUGCCGGAACUCCUGAAGAACGAGCUCAAGUAGAUAAAGUGCGUGAGGAGUUCAGAAAGAACGGAUUUCGAAGGCAGCAAAGUGCCGACCUCCUAAUGCGCAUGCAGCUAAGAAAGGAGAAUUCACCUUGUCCUCCAAUGCCACCGCCAGUUAAUGUUAAAGAAACAGAUGAUGUUACAGAGGAGGCCGUCACAACUACGCUCAGGAGAGGAAUAAGCUUCUUCUCAACCCUUCAGGCUAACGAUGGACACUGGCCUGCUGAAUCUGCUGGCCCUCUUUUCUUCCUACCUCCAUUAGUCAUGGCCUUGUACAUCACGGGUACACUCAAUAUGAUUCUGUCUUACGAGCAUCAGAAGGAGAUAAUCCGUUACAUAUACAAUCAUCAGAAUGAAGAUGGAGGCUGGGGAUUACAUAUAGAAGGUCACAGCAUUAUGUUUGGUUCAGUCUUUAACUACAUUACAUUAAGGUUGCUAGGAGAAGGACCUGAAGAUGGAGAACAUAUGGCCAUGGCCAGAGGUCGCAAAUGGAUCCUUGACCAUGGUGGUGCGGUUGCAAUACCAUCCUGGGGAAAGUUUUGGCUCUCGGUUCUUGGACUUUAUGAUUGGGCAGGCUGUAAUCCAGUGCCUCCAGAGUUUUGGCUGAUUCCCAAAUUCUUCCCAAUUCACCCAGCACAAAUGAUAUGCUAUAGUCGCCUGGUUUACAUGCCAAUGUCAUAUUUGUAUGGGAAACGGUUUGUUGGGGCUAUCACUAGACUGGUGCAUUCUCUAAGAGAUGAGCUGUACAUACAACCAUAUCAUCAAAUCAAUUGGAGCAGAACACGAUAUACCUGUGCAAAGGAUGAUCUAUAUUAUCCACACCCUUUAGUACAAGAUAUGUUGUGGGGAUUCUUGUAUCAUUUUGCUGAACCUAUCCUAUUGCGAUGGCCAUUUACUACAUUAAGAGAGAAGGCUUUGGAAAAGGCAAUGGAACAUAUUCACUACGAGGACGAGAACAGUAGAUAUUUUUGCAUCGGAGCUGUAGAAAAGGUGCUCUGCCUACUCGCUUGUUGGGUGGAAGAUCCAGAUUCAGAAGCAUUCAAGCGCCACAUUGCUCGUUUACCUGAUUACUUUUGGGUUGCAGAAGAUGGCCUGAAAAUGCAGACUUUUGGCAGCCAAGCAUGGGAAGGUGCUUUAGCCAUUCAAGCAAUAUUACGUAGUAAUCUAGUUGAAGAGUACGUGCCAAUGCUUAAGAAAGCACAUGACUUCAUCAAAGCAUCACAGGUUCAAAAUAAUCCUUCGGGGAAUUUCACCAAAAUGCAUAGGCACAUUUCUAAAGGAUGUUGGACAUUUUCUAUACAAGAUCAUGGUUGGCAAGCCGUAGACUGCACCGCUGAAGGAUUAAAGGUUGCACUUCUUCUUGGGCAGAUGCCACCAGAGCAUGUUGGGGACAAAAUUGAAAUAGGGCGUUUAUACGAUGCUGUAAAUAUUAUUUUGUCUUUACAGGGUAAGGAUGGUGGUUUUAGAGCGUGGGAGCCACAAAGAGCAUAUCGCUGGAUGGAGAUGUUCAACCCCACUGACCUUUUUGGAGAUGUUAUAAUUGAGCGAGGGUACGUGGAGUGCACUUCUUCAGCAAUUCAAACUCUGCUGCUAUUCAAAAAGUUGCAUCCUGGACAUAGGGAAUCUGAAAUAGAGCGCUGCAUCUCCAAAGCUUUAGCUUAUAUUGAAGAUGAACAAGAACAAGACGGUUCAUGGUAUGGUCGUUGGGCAAUUUGUUACACAUAUGCGACCUGGUUUGCGGUGGAAGCUCUUGUUGCUUGUGGAAUGACUUAUAACGAUUCCCCAGCUAUACGAAAGGCAUGUAAAUUUUUGCUAUCAAAGCAAUUGCCUGAUGGUGGAUGGGGGGAGAGUUAUCUUUCUUGCUCGAACGAGGAGUACACAAAUCUAGAGGGGGAUCGGUCAAAUUUGGUGCAAACUUCAUGGGCUUUAUUAACAUUGAUUGCUGCAGGACAGGUCGAGCACAAUCCAGCUCCUAUACAUCGCGGAUUAAGAUUAUUGAUAAAUUCUCAAAUGGAAGAUGGCGACUUUCCUCAGCAGGAAAUCACAGGAGUAUUCUUUAAGAAUUGCAUCAUGCAAUAUUCAGCUUAUCGAAAUGUAUUCCCAAUUUGGGCUCUUGGUGAAUUCCGCCGCCGUGUUCUCCAUGCAUAGUUCAUCACGCAUGAAUAUGAAGAAGCACGCUGCUACAGUUAGCGACAGGAAAUAUUAUCAAGUCUGUAUAACUAUUGUCGAAUGAACAAUAAUACAUGGUGUGAAAUCUACUAGUUUUGGAUGUCAGCUAAUAUAAACAGGUGCAAAUAAAUGCUUUAAAAGCCGAUCGGCCUUACUUUGCCAA